AUGUCGCGGAUGAUCAACCAGCCCUCGAACCAGAUCAAGCUGACCAACGUGUCGAUGGUCCGCUUGAAGAAGGGCAAGAAGCGCUUCGAGAUCGCGUGCUACAAGAACAAAGUCAUGGAGUGGCGGUCCGGGAUCGAGACAGACCUCGACAACGUGCUGCAGAUCCCCAACGUGUUUUUGAAUGUCUCCAAGGGCCAGACGGCGCCCAAGGAGGACCUGGAAAAGGCGUUUGGAAAGGGCAAGAGCACGGACGACAUUGUGCUCGAGAUUUUGAAAAAGGGCGAGAUGCAGGUCGGUGGCAAGGAGAGGGCGGAGCAGACGGAACGGGUGCAUAAUGAGGUUAUUGGCAUCGUGGCGAGCCGGCUUGUGGAUCCGAGGACGAAGAGGGUGUAUACGACGGGGAUGAUUGAGAAGGCGCUGGACAUGUUGAGCUCUGCGGCGCACGGGGACGGGGACGACGCGCCUGGUGGUGGUGGUGGUGGUGGUGGUGGUAAGAAGGGCGGUGCCGGCGCCGGCGGAGGAUCGAAGACGGCGAGCGGCGCGGGGACGCCGGCGGGCGGCGAGGAGGGCGAGGCGAAGCCCCGGGAGAAGGGCUUCCAUUGGACGGGCGUGACGACGACAAAAUCGGCCAAGUCACAGGCGCUGGAGGCGAUGAAGGCGCUGAUUGCAGCGCAGCCGAUUCCCGUGCAGAGGGCGCGGAUGAGGUUGCGGGUGACGUGCGCGACGAGCGUGCUGAAGCAGGCCGUCAAGGAGAAGCCCGCUGCCGGUGGUGGCAAGAAGGGAGGCGGAGGAGGAGGAGGAGGAGACGAAGAGGGUGAUGAGCAGAAGCAGAAGCCCGGCACGGUCAAGGAUCGGAUCCUGGGGUUCGUGGAGCAGGUUGAGAGCCAGGAUGUGCUGGGGAGCGAGUGGGAGGUUGUCGGGUUCGUGGAGCCCGGCGCGUUCAAAGGGCUGGGUGAUUUCAUUGCGGGAGAGACGAGGGGCAUGGGCAGGGUCGAGGUUUUGGAUAUGGCUGUUAUCCAUGAGGAUUAA
This is a messenger RNA of Colletotrichum orchidophilum, 1029 nucleotides long. RefSeq lists its product as uncharacterized. The coding region runs from base 1 to 1029 and encodes 342 amino acids. The record is from RefSeq and is a predicted model, not a curated record. Gene Ontology annotation, biological process: cytosolic ribosome assembly; ribosome biogenesis. The transcript has a single exon. Lineage: Eukaryota; Fungi; Ascomycota; Sordariomycetes; Glomerellales; Glomerellaceae.